Spodoptera exigua (beet armyworm) is the source of this 3311-nucleotide messenger RNA. The record is from the annotation of a GenBank genome assembly. Lineage: Eukaryota; Metazoa; Arthropoda; Insecta; Lepidoptera; Noctuidae.
CGGGUGUCUGCGAGCGCGAGUGGUCGCUGUCUUACGUUGAGAGCGGCGCGGCCGCGGAGUGUGAUGCGAGCGCGCCGCCCGCCAUGGCCACGCUCGGCCUCUCCAAGGUGUUCAUUCUCGACAAAUACUUCACUGAGCUGCAGCGGUUUUGGGAAACGGAGAAGAAGCUGCAAGACGCGUCUUCUUCGAACGAGGCCGUGCAUCUACAGCGGCGCCUGCUGUGUCUGAGCUCAGACCUCGUGUCGCUGCGGAACCAUUUGCUCGUGGGCGCCGGGGGCGCAGCGGCUGCUGGGGGCGCCAGCGCUGCCGGGGGCGCCAGCGCUACCGGGGGCGCCAGUACUGCCGGGGGCGCCAGCGCGGUCGGGGGCGCGGCAGGGGCGGGGCAGCCCGCCGUGCCUCCCCGCGCCCCGCACCUUCUGCCGCCGCCCCCAGCCGCGCAGCCCCCCGCCCCGCCCGCCCCACCCGCUCCCUCGCCAGAGAGUCGCUGGCCGCAGCCGAAGCAGGCGGCGGCAGGCGGCGGGGGCGCGGGGGGCGGCGGGGGCGCGGGGGGCGCGGCGGCCGACGUGGAGGACCUGAUCCACCUGCGCGGGCCGCUGACGGAGGACGCCGUGGUGCGUGCGCUGCAGGCGCGCUUCUACCACAACAAGUUCUACACCAUGAUCGGGCCCGUGCUGGUGGCGGUGAACCCGUACACGGAUGCGUGCAACGCGCUGACGCUGACGGCGGCGCGGGCGCAGCGGCCCGAGCUGGCGCGGCUGGUGCAGGACGCCGUGCGCCACCAGGCCGACACGGGCUACCCGCAGGCCAUCAUCCUGUCCGGCGUGUCGGGGUCCGGCAAGACGUACGCGUCCAUGGUGCUGCUGCGGCGCCUGUUCGACGUGGCGGGCGGCGGGCCCGAGACCGACGCCUUCAAGCACCUGGCCGCCGCCUUCACCGUGCUCCGCGCGCUCGGCACCGCCGCCACGCCCGCCAACUCCCACUCCAGCCGCAUCGGCCACUUCAUCGAGGUGCAGGUGACGGACGGCGCGCUGUACCGCACCAAGAUCCACUGCUACUUCCUGGACCAGACGCGCGUGGUGCGUCCGCCGGCGGGGGAGCGCAACUACCACAUCUUCUACCAGAUGCUGGCGGGGCUGACGGCAGACGAACGCGCCCAGCUGCACCUGGAGGGCUACUCGCCGCAAGACCUCAGGUACCUGGCGGCCGUGCACCCCCGGCGGCCCGAGCCCGAGGACGCGGCGCGGUUCCAGGCGUGGAAGACGUGCCUCGUCAUACUGGGCAUCCCCUUCCUGGACGUCGUGCGCGUGCUGGCCGCCGUCCUGCUGCUGGGCAACGUGCAGUUCGCGGAGGCCGGCGACGGGGCCGCCGAGCCCGCCAGCGAGGCCGAGCUGGCCGCCGCGGCCGCGCUGCUGGGCGUGGCGGCGCCCGCGCUGCUGCGGGGGCUGGUGUCGCGCGCCGCGCCGCGCCGCCCGGCCCGCGCGCCCGCCACGCCGGCGGCGGCGGCGGCGGCGCGCGACGCGCUGGCCAAGGCGCUGUACUGCCGCACCGUGGCCACCAUAGUGCGGCGCGCCAACUCGCUGAAGCGGCUGGGCUCGACGCUGGGCACGCUGUCGUCGGACUCCAACGAGUCGGUGCACAACCAGGACGCGGCGUCGCGGCGCACGUCGUCGGCCGGCGGCAGCGCGGGCGGGGGCGCGCGCAGCCGCGCGGGGGCGCGCUCCAUGGCGGCGCUCAACGACGCCGUGCGCCACGCCACGGACGGCUUCGUGGGCAUCCUGGACAUGUUCGGCUUCGAGGACGCGGCGCCCAGCCGGCUCGAGCAUCUGUGCGCCAAUCUGUGCGCGGAGACCAUGCAGCACUUCUACAACACGCACGUGUUCAAGUCGUCGGCCGAGUCGUGCCGCGAGGAGGGCGUGGCGUGCGCGCUGGAGGUGGACUACGUGGACAACGUACCCUGCAUCGACCUGGUGUCCUCGCUGCGCGGCGGCCUGCUGGCGGCGCUGGACGCCGAGUGCGCCGCCGGGGGCACGCCCGACCACUACGUCGCCAGGAUCAAGGCUGCGCACAGAGGUCACCCCCGGCUGGCGGAGGCCCGGCCGCCCCACCCGCGCCGCUUCGCAGUGCGCCACUACGCCGGGGAGGUGACGUACGACGCGGCCGACUUCCUGGAGGCAAACCGCGACGCCGUGCCCGACGACCUGCUCGCUGCCUUCGACACCAGAACCUGCGAGUUUGGAUUUGCGACGCAUCUGUUCGGAGCCGAACUCAAGUACAUGGCCACGUUCGUGUAUUCCUCUGUGAGGCCUACUCACGCUUCCAAUGGGGUGCGGCGCCAGGCUCUGAGCGGGCAGGGCGGGCCCUCGGGCGGGCAGUUCCGCGCGUCGCCGACGGUGGCGGCGGGCGGCAGUACGCUGACGGCGGACUUCCACACGCGCCUCGACAACCUGCUGCGCACGCUGGUGCACGCGCGGCCCCACUUCGUGCGCUGCCUGCGCGCCAACUCGCACGAGACGGCCAUGCUGUUCGAGCGCGGCGCCGUGGCGCGCCAGGUCCGCGCGCUGCAGGUGCUGGAGACGGCGCAGCUCAUGGCGAGCGGCUACCCGCACCGCAUGCGCUUCCGCGCCUUCAGCGGCCGCUACCGCGCGCUCUGGCGGCGCGGCGCCGAGCGCGAGUCGGGCGCCGCGUGCUGCGCCGUGCUGCGCGCCGUGCAGGCCGCGGCCGCGCCGCCCGCGCCCGCCUCGCCCGCCGCCGUGUUGGAGAGAAUGAGGCGCGCGAGGCGGCAGGCGGCCGCCGAGUGCAUCCAGGCGGCCUGGCGCCGCUACCGCGCGCGCGCCGUCCGCGGGCCCCCUCCGGCGCCGGCGCCCGCCGCCUUGGGGCCCGCGCGGCCGCGCCCGGCGCCCAUCGCCGGCACGCCUCCCCCGGAGCCCGGGGACAAGUGUGACCCGACACUAGUGAAGCGGACGUGCUCGCUGUUCGGUCUCGACCUGGAGCGACCGCCGCCGCUGCCGCCGUCGCGCGCGUACACGGUGGCGGGCGGCGUGAAGCUGGGCUACCCGCAGUCGCGGCGCGUGGGCGCGGAGUGGGUGGCGGGCGGCGUGCGGCUGCGCGCGGGCGACGUGGUGGUGGCCGUGGGCGCGGCGCGGCGCGGCUGCGUGGCCGUGCGCGCCGCCGGACGCACCGUCUGCGUGCCGCACCACGUGCUGGCGCCCGCGCGCGCGCGCCCCCCGCCGCCGCCCGCGCCCCCGCACCCCGCGCCCCCGCACCCGGCGCCCCACCAGCCCGCGCCCCCGCCGCCGCCCGCUCUCGCCUGA